Messenger RNA from Trichoderma gamsii, 1734 nucleotides. RefSeq lists its product as hypothetical. NCBI's taxonomy places the organism in Eukaryota, Fungi, Ascomycota, Sordariomycetes, Hypocreales, Hypocreaceae. The transcript has 3 exons. The record is from RefSeq and is a predicted model, not a curated record. The coding region runs from base 1 to 1734 and encodes 577 amino acids. Gene Ontology annotation, biological process: maintenance of mitotic sister chromatid cohesion; mitotic sister chromatid cohesion. Gene Ontology annotation, molecular function: double-stranded DNA binding. Gene Ontology annotation, cellular component: chromatin; SMC loading complex.
AUGCAAGAUAUUCAAAAACAGCCGUCGGUGACCUAUUUACCCAUAUCAACGGCGACGUUAUCGAAUAUCCCGGUCGCCAGCCAUGAAAAGCCUAAAGAGUCUAUUGUCAAGCCACCACCUCCCAGCGCAGCUCCAAUUAAGCAAGAGAAGCAGGAAGAUGGUUCUAUAUCGGCUCGCGUACUUCAACAAGCCCCCGAUGUUCGCAUUAAACCCAGUCCACACUCUUCAAUGACAAACUCACCCUCGCUUUCCAUGAGAUCUCCGAGUAUCACGAAGAAGUCACCUGCAAUAACACCUAAACCUCGACCUGUCAACACAGCACCCUUGAUGAUAGCCGUUGCAGAAGAGUGCCUUGAAAAAGCGCGAAUUGCCUCGCAUGAUGUAGCCAUGGCGCUGUGUCCAAACCAAGUGAGCGAGUACCAGGAGUUAAUAGCAACGGCGCUAUCGUGUCUAGAGGCUGCGUUGCAAGGCAACAACCAACUUGCGCCGCGAGAGGAGGCGCGUGUACGAUUACGAUAUGCUGCGCUUUUACAGGAGGAGACGGAGAACUUGAUGGAGGCCGAGACAGCUUUGGCCAAGGGAAUUACGCUUUGCGACAAGUGGUAUUACGCCUUUCGGUUAUUAAAAGCUUCCUUUUAUCUUGGUGUUGGAAUUACGGACGCUGGUGCCCUCGAUAACAUACGAUCUAUUCAGAAUGUCGCCAAUACGAGAGGCGACACUGCGCUCUCUGUUCUCGCCUCACUAAUAGAAGGCUUCACUCUUCUCAAAACGGCCAAGGACGGCAACAUGGAGAAGAUACAAGCCUGCAUCGCCCAGGUCGCCAAAUAUCAAUUUGACCCAUCAGUGCAGAUUACGCAGCUCACCAUGUUGACUCUGCUACUAGAAGUUGCUGCAAGGGACUCUUCAACGGCUGGCAUUCCAUAUGGCGCCCCUGUUCCUUUAAACGUGGCGGUCAAGCAGCGGGCCUGGCGGACAGAGGCUCAAGCCUACUUGAAUGUUCUCUUGGGACUGGUGGCAGCAAGCCACUGCCAAUGGUCAGAUGUUAAACAGAUGGUUCAGACUCUUGGGUCUCUUGUCUCGUCCUCAACGCAGCCGACUGUGAGAUUACUCGCCAUCUAUCUGAAGGGUGUAUAUUUUCAGGGCAUUGGCCAACUUCAACAAGCUCUCGACAUCUUCUUACACAACCAAUUUGCAGUCCAGCAACAGGGAAGCACUGGUAUCAAAGCCGGACAUCAAGAAAUUGCUCUUCUUGCAGGACUGAACAGGCUCUGGAUUAUGCAGCACCCUUCCUGUCGGAAUGAUCAGACAACGCAAGAUUUGAUCGAGCAGCUUCAGCCUCACUGCAAUAACCACACCAACAUUGACCUCCGAACUGCUUGGCACAACGUUAUGGCCGCCAUAGUGACAGACCCUCCCCAGCAACUCAACUCGCAAAAGCAGCACAUACACGCCGCCAUGGCGGGCUCCAAAGUCACUAGUAAUGUACUGGGAGCAGCCGUCACGCUGUGCAUCAUGCGCAGCCGCUUCUUCGAAAACGUCAUUGGCGAACAGGCUCUGAAAAGCGCCCGAGCGGCGGCCAAGCAGGCACAGAGGAGCGGCAACGUCCUGUGGCAGAGCGUCGCUGAUGGCAUGCUGGCGCAGUCGUAUGAGGUACAGGGACAGAGAGACGAGGCCAAACAGGAGUGGGACAAGGCAACAGAGGAAGCUAGAGACGCGUUUUCUCGAAGUCUAUGA